Spodoptera littoralis (African cotton leafworm) is the source of this 1851-nucleotide messenger RNA. NCBI's taxonomy places the organism in Eukaryota, Metazoa, Arthropoda, Insecta, Lepidoptera, Noctuidae. The record is from the annotation of a GenBank genome assembly.
AUGUCGGAGGCGCAACCCCCCUUGAUUCUAUGCAUGGAGAAUGCGACAGGCGAAGAGGUUGCCCUCAGAAUAGAACCGGACGAUAACUUUCAAAUGUUUCUGGACAAAGCCAAGGCGCUACUAGGUUUCGACGUGGACUUAAACUCCAUAACAAGAAACCAACCCGUCUCAUUAUCAGAAAACGUCUAUCAGUUCCUAAUAAAUGCCGAACAAAACUUACAAACAGAUGACCUUACACAAAACUUUGAUCCAAUGUUGGAUCCAAAUGAUGGCGCCAACGAUUUGGUUUACAUUUUGGACGAUGGGACUCAGAUAAGAGCAUCUCAAAUACAUUUUGACAAUGAUGACCCGCUAAUAGAUUUGACUGCUGAAAAAAUCCCUUUUGUGAAGUACGCGGAUGACGUCACUGAUGAUAUAGACCUAGAAAAUGUUCAUAUACAAGAGACUAAGAAGAUAAACAUUGUAGAAAGCCCAGUAUCCCGUUGGUCCAGUAAAAAUUCUAGUCCAAAGUGCAGUUUUAUAAAUUCGUUACCGUUCAAAUUAGUCUGCAAUAACACUUCGGGUUUUGAAGCGCAGUUUACAAAAUAUCUGGAAGCGAAUGCAUCAAAAACUUACGCUACUCUUAACCCUGUGACGAUCAGGAAUAAAUCCCCAAAAAGUCUCAUCAAAGAUAAUUUCAAAAACUACGACGAGAGUUAUCAAAGGAAUGAUAAUCUUUCGUACACUAGAGAAGAAAUUCUGAACAUGUUCAAAGAUUCCCCUAUGACUUCUUUGCCCUACGAUCAGGGGUAUAGCGAGAGGAGACAUGUUAGAAAGACAGACCCUUCGAGAUUAGUCCACAAGAAUUGGACGAAACCCAUCUCCUAUGUAGAUAUUGAUGGAGUUCUUAUAGGCGAAAGUGAGAGCCAGAUCUGCUUCAUAUGCGGCAAACACGUUGAUAAUAACGUGGAUAAACUGUAUCUCUUUGAUAACGAGGAUCAGAGGCUACAUCGGUGUUCCCCACAGAAAAAAAUGUCGACCCAACUCAAAAUUAUUUGCGAGUGUUGCCUCAAUGAAAAUUUUAAGCCGUGUCGAAUGAAAAGUGCUAAUCAAUUUCUGAAUCCUGACGAGUUUUUGGUCAUACGUAAUAAUCAACAAUACAUAUUUCAGAAGGUUAAAAAUUUUAGUUUUACGCAUCUAGGGAAAACUAAGGAAAUCAUAAACAAGAUAGAGACGAAAAUAGACAAAGAAGAAUUCGUUAAAGUCGAAAUAGGUUCUGACGGGGAGAUUAUAACGAAACCCAUAGACAAUGAUCCGAGGUCCGAUGACGUCAUAAUUGUUAAAGAUGAGAAGAAGGAGGGUAGUUCGAGCGACGUAGAGAUUAUAGAGCCGGAGCCGGAAAUAGAUAAUAUCAUAGACAAUUUGGAGGAAGCUGAUGAGGAUGUUAAGGAGUUUUUGGGAAAAUAUCAGUGUGAUAACAGUGAAAUUACGGAGUUGAAGUGCAGGUUUUGCGAGCAAAUAUUCCCUGAACUUUCAGGCGUGACGGAGCACUGCGAGACACAUAAACAUGAUCUGGAAGAUGGGGAGGUGUUCCCAUGUCCCCUAUGUAAUUAUGGCUAUGCGAAUCUGAAAUGGCUGAAAGCACAUUUAAUAGCGGCACACGAGAAAUCUGAAACUAAGAAACCUUCAAAAGAUGAAGCUGAAAGUAAAGCAGGCGAUGUUGACAAAGACCUAAUAGUUACCGAGCCAGAGACGGGAACUCCAUCAUCGCCCGUAGCGACUCGCACACGCAGCUCAAACAAAAAGGAUGGAGACAGAAAAGACGGAACCUACCACAAAUGCAGAGCCACCCAUCAUAAAGACGGAGGUUAA